GUGCCAAAGUUAGACGAUUUGUCAAAAUUUACAAAAACUUUGCAACACGUAGUGGAUUUUUAAAGGAUUUUGGACGUCAAUAAUUAAUUUGGUUGAUUGAUCAUUCGCCAUGCCUACCAGUGAUAGUGACGAUUUUGAGAGUGCUGAUGAAGGUCAAACCAGCCCACAAAAGAAAGAGAGAAAGAAGCGAUUAUCUUCAUCAAAUUAUAGCGAUAACUUAGAAUCCGAUCAGGAAAACAAGAAAGGCCAAUCAAAAACAUAUUCAAUGGCUAAAAAAGAAACAACAGAUGGUUGGGAUGAUUUUGACAUCGAUGAAGGCUCUGAAAGUAUAACAAAAGUUAGCGCAGAAAAAGAUACUUCUGUACCGAAAUCAGAAAACACGACAAAAACAGAUGCCUCAACAAUAAAUACUGAAAAAGGAGCAAGCAAUGACUCGGGAUGGACUGAUUUUGACGACUGGGGAGACACUGAUCCACCCAAAACUGGCAAGGAUAAUAACAAGCAACCAGAUAGGAAUGUACAAGAAGUGACAGAACAAUUAGCAGCAUCAACAACUUCAACAAAGAAUGAAGGCUGGGGUUGGGGAUGGGGUAUGGACUCUAUACUGAGCACUGCUACCGCUGGCAUCACAAACCUCACCUCACAAGUUUCACAGGGGAUUUCAACAGUCUUAGAAACCAGUAUUGGGGCACCAGACCCUGAAGAACUUGCCAGAAAAACUUCACAAGGUGCUGAAAAUAAAUGUAAAACAGAGGAAAAUCUACCAAAAGAAGUUAACAAUGAAAAGCAGGAAGAUGUUAAGAACAGUGAAGCCCAAUUUCAAUUUGGAAGUCUUUUAUCGGGGGUUACAAAAUUUGUGGAAACAACUGGUACAAAGGUUUUAGCAGGUGGAUUAGAUACUCUAGAAACCAUCGGUAAGAAGACAAUGGAAGUCCUUCAAGACGGUGACCCAGGCCUGGUGAAGAAGCGAGCAAUGCUGGGUCUGGACGCAGCUGACAAGCCGGUACUCUCUCAAGUGCUGAGAGAAGCGAAAGCAAAGGCUGAUGAAGAAGACAGGAUCAAAGAACAGAAGAGGGAGGCUAAGGAGGUUCAUUAUGAAACACUGUUUGAUGAUUUUGAAGGGUUGGUACACUUAGAGGCACUAGAGAUGCUGUCGAGGCAGGUCAGCAUGAGGAUAGAAGAGAGGAUACGAGUAGCUGAUCCGAGCAAGCGGCAGGAUAUUAAAGAAACAUUGCAGCAAGUUGCCGUAAGUUUAAUGACAGUGGUGAUAACGAAGCACAUAGGUGAUAUCGCGACUCUGUUCACCGCUCGGCUAAAUUCCAUCACCGAUGAAGAUAAGGAACAAAUCAGCAAUCACAUCACCAAUAUAUUUUUAGAGGCGGAUAACAGUUGCAAGUACAUACAGAAUGCGUUCCAACUAGCGUUACCUAUUAUCCAGAUUGGUGCUGUUUAACAUAUAUGUUUAAAUAAAUAAUUCAAUUACCUGAAUGAAGAAAAGAAACCCUCAUACUAUGAAUAUGAAGGUAAUCCUCGGCGGUAUUUCCAAACCAAUAUGACUUAGGGUCCUUAAAGAAACGAGCCUACAAUUUCCUCAAAGGCAACGCAUCUGUAGUUCCUCUGGUGUUGCGGUGUCGUUUGCCCCCUUAUCUUAAAAAAAUACGUCAUCGAGCUUCUCGAGUCUCAUGUUAUUGUACACGCGUUGUAUUCAUAUGAAUAUUUAUUAUCUUAAAACACCU
Papilio polytes (common Mormon) is the source of this 1736-nucleotide messenger RNA. Its product is annotated as protein FAM114A2-like. NCBI's taxonomy places the organism in Eukaryota, Metazoa, Arthropoda, Insecta, Lepidoptera, Papilionidae. The coding region runs from base 110 to 1453 and encodes 447 amino acids. The record is from RefSeq and is a predicted model, not a curated record. The transcript is spliced from 9 exons.